AUUGUUUGAGGUCAUCAUUGUUGCUGUGGUAAAAAGCUUAAAUUUCACUAUUUGUUGUGAAAUUUGAAAAAUAAGGUCUAAAAAUAAACAAAAAUUCGUAAAACAUGGGCAAACCAAAAAACAAAGCAAAGGAUAAGGACGUAGAUUCUGACGUAGAUAUUGCAGAAUCUGAAGCCACUGAAGCUAAACCUGUGGGCAAGCAGUCAAAGAAAGACAAGAAGAAGAAGAAAAAGGAUGAUGAUUGGGAAGACGACGUUGCAAACGAACUGCAGUCCUUAUCACUGGAAGCCAAUAAAGGAAGAAAGGAAGAAAAUAGUGUCGAGGAAGAAAGAGCACCUGUGAAGAAAAAAGAAAAGGAACAGCAGAAGAAACAAGCAUUAAAGAAAGAUGGAAAGGUUGAUGAACCGAAAUCAGAGGAAAAAACAGAAGAUCAAGCUGCAGCCGAAGGUAUUGUCUUUGUAUAUCUGUCCUAUAUAAUUACAUGUAUAUACUUUGUUUGUGUAGAGAAAGUAGCAUCAGGAGAUGAAGGAAAGGAAGAAGAAGAUGAUGGUAAGAAAAAGAAGAAAAAGAAAAAGGGAGAGAAAGAAGAAAAACCUAAAAAGUCUAAAGCUCCUGUGGCAGCUAUUAAAGAAUUAUUAAAGAGACAAAAAGAGGAAGAAGAGAGAUUAAGACAAGAGGAGGAAGAAAGAAUAAGGAAGGAGGAAGAGGCAAUAGCUGCUGCUAUAGAAAAGAAAAGACUGGAAGAGGAGAAAAAGAAAUUGAAGAAGCAGAAAGAGAAGGAGAGGAAAGAAAGGUUGAAAGCCGAGGGUAAAUUACUGACUGCACAACAGAAACAGGAGAAACUUCGACAACAACAGAUGUUAGAGAGUAUGAAAGCUCAAGGUUUAGAGAUUAAAACAAAAGAGGAGGAAGUGGUAGAGGGGAAGAAAAAGAGACCUAUAUACGAGAAGAAAAAGAAGAAGCCACAACAAAAACAAGAUGGUGAAUAAUUUUUAUCUUUCAGUUUUAUAAAUGUACACAAAUUUUUUUUAAAUU
This is a messenger RNA of Ruditapes philippinarum (Manila clam), 1035 nucleotides long. Its product is annotated as eukaryotic translation initiation factor 5B-like. Bases 105 to 989 code for a protein of 294 amino acids. The transcript is spliced from 8 exons. The record is from RefSeq and is a predicted model, not a curated record. Lineage: Eukaryota; Metazoa; Mollusca; Bivalvia; Venerida; Veneridae.